Messenger RNA from Carassius auratus (goldfish), 5600 nucleotides. Its product is annotated as IQ motif and SEC7 domain-containing protein 1-like. Gene Ontology annotation, biological process: actin cytoskeleton organization; regulation of ARF protein signal transduction. The record is from RefSeq and is a predicted model, not a curated record. The coding region runs from base 21 to 4232 and encodes 1403 amino acids. Lineage: Eukaryota; Metazoa; Chordata; Actinopteri; Cypriniformes; Cyprinidae. The transcript is spliced from 15 exons. Gene Ontology annotation, molecular function: guanyl-nucleotide exchange factor activity.
CGGACGUGUUUCUCGCAACGAUGUGGUGCAUCAACUGUGCGUCGGAUAAGACUCCAGCGAUUCUUCAUAACAAGCUUGUGUAUAGUGUGGAGGGAGAUCGUCAAUGUCCGGACACGGCUAGUUUUUCAGACAGCACCUGUAGUCAGGGCCCAUACCUGGGCAACUCAGAGCGCUAUGGGAACAUCCAAAAUAUUCCUGGCCCUCAGGGGCCUCCUGUGACCCCUUCGAGCCAAGCGAGUCUUGCCUGGGCGCAACGGACCCGCAACCAGCCCGCCAGCCUGGCACUCCGCAAGCAAGAAGAAGAAGAGAGCAAGCGCUGCAAAGCGCUCUCUGACAGCUAUGAGCUCUCCACAGACCUGCAGGACAAGAAGGUGGAGAUGCUGGAGAGGAAGUAUGGAGGUUACUUCCUGAGCAGACGAGCUGCUCGCACAAUACAGACGGCGUUCCGGCAGUAUCGCAUGAACAAGAAUUUUCAACAGCUACGCAGUUCCGCAUCUGAAAGUCGAAUGACUCGCAGGAUCAUCCUGUCGAACAUGCGUUCACAGUAUUCGUUUGAUGAGCGACAGCCACAGGUUCAGCCAGAGACGCCACAGCAGUCUCAAGGUCGAUUUACCAGCCAUCACACGUCGGCUCUGGGCACAGCUAGCCAGGCAGGAACAACAGACCCACAGCAGGAGACUGACUCACCCGCACACUGUCCUUCAGACAGAGAGGAGUACUCACAUGCAGACGACGCUUUCAACAAACAGGUGACAUCUCUGGCUGACUCUAUGGAUGACACUCUGACGUGUCAGCCCCGCCGAGGGGAAUCUGAGGAUGGUGGUGGGAGAGACGGUGAGGAGACCGAGGAUUUUGGCGAGUGUGUUUGGAGCAACAAACCUAACUCACGUAGGGGGGUCAUGGGGGAGCAAGAACGUCUGGGGGUCAUGCACGAGGACAGCACAGCUACCUCGUACAGCGACAUCACGCUUUAUAUGGAUGACGGCAUGCCAUGUUCUCCACUUUCCAUCGAGCGAGUUCCCUCCAGUACGGACACAGAGUACUGGGGCGUAAGCAGCAGGGUUGGAGGACGUGGAGACAGUCGGGAGGGCGGCGAGAGCAAUAACAGCCGGCGUAGCACACCAUGCACUGAAUGCCGAGAUUUCCGGUUGCGGGGGUCACACCUCCCUGUUCUCACCAUAGAGCCACCUAGUGACAGUUCUGUUGACAUGAGUGACCGUUCAGAUCGUGGUUCCCUCAGCAGGCAGCUGCUUUAUGAGCAGGAGCCUACAGCAGGCGGAUCGCCUCAAGGGACUCUCAAACACAACCCCACCCCUCGCACACCCAAUCCCUGUGCGGCACAGGGCCAGACGAGACCCCCGGGUCGUCCCAUCCCAUCCCCUCUUCCAACACAGAUACCACAACAUACAGUAAUGCACCACCAUCACCACCCACACCUUCACCAUCCAUUGCACCACCACCCUAUGCCACAUAUCCAUCACCCCUACCCUGACCCCACGUCUCCCUCGCCCACUCAGACUCCACUCACCCCACUUUCUUCCUCAUCCUCCACGCCACUGCCUGCUACUGGCUUGGAGCACUCGGAUGGGGACAACGACUCCAUGAACUCCACCACCAACUCCAAUGAGACCAUUAACUGCAGCUCAGGCUCUUCGUCUAAGGACAGUCUAAGGGAACCGUUGCCUCCUCUAGGAAAACAGACCUAUCAGAGAGAGAGCAGGCAUAGCUGGGACUCCCCCGCCUUCAACAACGACGUGGUGCAAAGGAGGCAGUACCGCAUUGGACUGAACCUCUUCAACAAGAAACCAGAGAAAGGGAUCCAGUAUUUGAUAGAGAGAGGUUUUGUCUCAGACACACCUGUGGGCAUUGCACGUUUCAUCCUGGAGAGGAAAGGCCUGAGUAGACAGAUGAUCGGGGAGUUUCUGGGAAACCGUCAGAAACAGUUCAACAAGGAUGUGUUGGACUGUGUGUUGGAUGAGAUGGAUUUCUCUGGCAUGGAUCUGGAUGACGCCCUAAGGAAGUUUCAGGCUCAGAUUAAGGUUCAGGGGGAAGCCCAGAAGGUGGAGAGACUGGUAGAGGCCUUCAGUCAGAGAUACUGCGUGUGCAACCCUGUACUUGUCCGCCAGUUUCAGAACCCAGACACUAUCUUCAUCCUGGCAUUUGCCAUCAUCCUUCUCAACACAGACAUGUACAGCCCCAACGUCAAAGCUGAGAGGAAGAUGAAGCUGGAGGAUUUUAUCAAGAACCUUAGAGGAGUGGAUAAUGGACAGGAUAUUCCCAGGGAUAUGUUAGUGGGCAUCUACCAGCGCAUUCAGAAAUGGGAACUCAGGACAAACGAUGACCAUGUGUCUCAAGUGCAGGCUGUGGAGAGGGUCAUCGUGGGCAAGAAACCUGUGCUUUCUUUGCCACAUCGCAGGCUAGUGUGCUGUUGUCAGCUGUAUGAAGUCCCUGACCCCAAUCGACCCCAGCGGAGUGGAGUUCACCAGCGCGAGGUCUUCCUCUUUAAUGACCUGAUAGUGGUAACAAAGAUCUUUCAGAAGAAGAAGACAUCUGUGACGUACAGUUUCAGACAGUCUUUUCCCCUGGUGGAGAUGCAGGUUCAUAUGUUCCAGAACUCCUACUACCCUCACGGUAUCAGACUGACAUCAGCGAUGCCCGGCAGUGAGCGCAAGGUCCUGAUUGUGUUCAAUGCGCCAAGCCAACAGGACCGAACGCGCUUCACCAGCGACCUGCGUGAGAGCAUCGCUGAGGUUCAAGAUAUGGAGAAAUACCGUGUAGAGUCUGAGUUAGAGAAGCAGAAAGGUGUGAUGCGUCCAGGGCUCCUGAGCAGAGAUGGGGACGGGCUUGGUGGAAUAAAGACUGAAGCUGUGAACGGCACUCUGGGUAGGCCCAGUCUGGAUGACACGUACACAGCAGGGGAGGGGCUUAAAAGAACAGCACUUAGCUCCUCACUGAGAGACCUCACUGAGACAGGGAAGCGAGGCCGUAGAAACAGCAUUGGCUCUUUGGAUAGUACUAUAGAAGGAUCCAUCAUUAACAGCCCUCAGCCGCAUCAACGCUUGCCCAUGGGGGGCGCCGUUCCCGGCUGCUAUGGGCUAGAAGACUACCGGCCUCACCGCCCCAUCCUGAGCCCCGGAGUAGGGAUGGGGGGUGGGCCGGGGCAACUUCACAACGCCGUAGGCAAUAUGGGUGGGGGCCCUGCCGUCAGCGAUCGAGGUGGGGGGCCGGGGAGCAGUUCUGGAGGGAGCAAUUCCGGUUCCUUCCUGGGCUCCCUGUUUGGCAGCAAGCGUGCCAAACCUCCUGCUCCCCUUAUUCCCCCAGGGCCACAUUACCCGGCCCCCAUGCUACCUCCUACUACAGGAGGGCCACCACCUUCUUCCCCCUCCGCCCUCAGCCAGUCAGACCCCGGUGGGCCAUCCAAGAUCCAGGCCCUGCACGCUCAGUACUGUCACAACAACUUUGGCCAGCCUCCACCCCCCUACCAUCAUCAUCAUCGGUACCACAUGCAGGCCGUCGCCCCUGGCCAUCCCCCCACUAUCCAUCAUACCCUGCAACGAGGGUCCCUCCCACGGCGCGGGCCCCCCGCUCCUUCACACGCCCAGUUCCAGCAGCAACUAUCCCAUCAUGCUAUACAGCAAGGCCGCUAUGGCAAUAUGGCUUGCACCCCUCCACCUCUGUCCCCUCAUUCGCCCAAUUCCCCCAUUGCCCCUUUCACCUUUUACCACAUGCAUCCCAAUCCCAUACGCCACGUACGGGUGCCCGGUCCUACCGGCAAGCUUCCUCUCACCCUGUCUCACUCUCAGCCCCACCCUCACGCCCACUCCCACAUUCACUCUCAUACCCACAGCCAUCCAGUACAUGCCCACAGCCCACACCCCUUAAUGGAUCACUCCGCCCAUCAAACUCAUUUCGUUUUCUCACCGCCCCCUCAGGCGCCAUCCGCCAUCACCACCCGCUACAUACCCCAGGGCGUCGCCCACUGCGUCCCGCAGUAUCCUCCCCUCUCCUCCAUUCCUCCUCCUCCACCACAUUCCCCGUUACCUCCUCCUUCAUCCCCACAUACCCCACUGACCCCUCUUACCCCACUCUCCCCACUGGCCCCGCAGCUCCCAGGACACAUUGGGGUGCAGUUGGGCGGCCCAGGGGGCGGAGGAGGAGGUGGAGCCAGCAACAGCAGCACGGUCGGCAGCUCCAAAUCCAGACCUAUCAACCGCAUCAGCACGGUGGUAUAAGGGUAAGCCGCGGCAGAGGGCGCAGGGUCCCAACGCGGAGGAGCUGGAGCCCAGGCAAGAGGAAGUACACCAAACUUAGACUCUGUUACUUCCAUAUCCGCUUCCCUCACGUGUAGAGCGGAAAUCCUGGCUGGCUACAUGCUUAUUGCUAGCCUGAAUGGCAUCUUGCUGUUGGCCGCCAUUCAAAACAAAGGCUUUAUAACAGCAUGAAAUCUCCAACUGAAGAUCUAAGAAGCCUAAUGGAGACGAUGGUAUAGCAAAUGAAGUGUAUUGAAGAGUAUGGGUUGAAAUUAACGUGCAUGGCUACCAAAGGAAAAGGUUACAGGGCGAAAGGGGGUGCCAAUUUAAGUCAGACUGAUGAUCUGGAGUUUAAGAGACCAAGUUUGGCUGUCUGAAGACGACAAUGGUGAACUCUUUAAACACUGAACAUGGAGACAAAACUGGAGAGAUGAGUGCAAAAUAUAAAAGAAACAACAGAACUUUCAUCCAUAGUAUUUUCAAUUUUCAUGCGUCUCAGAUGACAAUCAUUUCAGGGUCAGUCAGAAAAUGUUUGCUUGAUUCAUUACUCCAAAUUCACAGAUGUAUUCCUCAGCAUAUAAGAAGGGCCAGCAUGCACUUAGUGGGAUGCCAAACACUAUUUUUUUAUUAUUUUAAAAGAUACUUUUAUUUUACCCUGUGAGUGAAAGGACAGGAUGGGAACUGCUGAGAAAACUUGCAUCACUACACAGUAAAAAAAAAAAAAAAAAACUUAUUUUGAAACAAUUUGGAAAUUGUUUUUAAUUUUAUUAAUUGUUGUGUUUUUUGUCUUGAAGUGGCUGGGCAUCCGGUUUGAAAUAAGUCAGCCAAAACAGUAAAAAACACUUUUUUGAAGACCUCAGUGAAGUCAAGAUGUCAUUUGCGCCAAACAGAAUGUAUAGAAAGAGAUUUUAAAUUGUUUGGUAAAUACUUUGUUCUUUUGUUUUGUUGCUAUUCUAUAAGAAAAAAUUAAGCAUACAAACCUAAAUGCAACAUACCCAAAAGUGUAAUGAGUAACAGCGACCAAUAAUCAGGACAUAGAUCUGUUUAUUUCCUACCACCUGUAACCUCAGCAUCUCUAUCUCUUUUUUUUUUUUUUUGUAUCACCAUUUCACUAUUAUUUCAGCUCGUCUACUUAAACAGUCUUACCAGACCAACAAAACAUUUAUAUUUGGCAAUUCAUUACAUAACCUUAGUGCCUACUGUAAAGGUUUGUCAUUGGAGGUUUGGGAUCAGUGAUUUUUUUCUUUGGAUGACGUGUUGAAGGAACAGGGUGUUUGCAUAGAGUGUCAUUGAAAUCUUGAAGUCAAAUCUGUAUUUAUGGGCUUGGUUUUGUACAGCUUCGAUGGUCAA